CACGUGACGAGGGUGGUAAAGAGAGAAAGAAAGCAUCAUGCACGGCGCUCCUGUCGAUGAAGCAACUACAAGUUAUUGCAGUGUUUUUUUGUUUGCCGUUUUUUUCUUGAUGCGAAAUCGAAAGCUAUAUGAGCUGACGGGGAGAUUUCACUGCACGCGGUUAAGAUGAGCAGCAGCAUGUCUUCAACACAAAUUCUCGAUUGUUGAUUUGUGUGGCAGUUUAGCUGCAGUAUGUCAGAGGAGCAGGAAAAGAACGCUCCAUCUGAGAUGAGCGUCCCGGUGGAUCAGAGGGACAGAUCAGACUCUGAGGUUUCCAGCUCUGUAAAGAGUGAUCAGUCGAAAGGUGAAAUGCCACUUUUCAAUGAGGAAACGCCUACCAAAAGUGAAAAAUUGGGCCUUCGUGUGUCCUUCAGUGAUAAUACACCAUCACAAACUAAAAGUGAAAGAUCAGGUUCACCUGUAAACAGCUCUGUGUCUAUGAAGAGUGACCAUUCAAAAGGUGAUGGACCAAACUUCAGUGAGAAUACACAAUCACCUUCUAAAAGUGAAAAAUCUCACUCGCAUGUAUCCAGCUAUGUGUCUAUGAAGACUGACCAUUCAAAGGGUGAUGGAUCAAACUUCAAUGAGGAAACACCAUCACCUUCCAAAAGCGUAAGGUCAGGCUCGCGUGUGUCCAGCUCUGUGUCUGUAAAGAGUAAUCAUUCAAAAGGAGACGGACCAAACUUCCGUGAGAAAACACCAUGUAACAAAAGUGUAAGAUCAGGCUCACGUGUGUCCAGUUCUGUGUCUGUGAAGACUGACCAUUCAAAAGAUGACGGACCUAACUUUAGUGAGAAAAAAACAUCAUCUUCAAAAAGUGUAAGAUCAGGCUCACGUGUGUCCAGCUCUGUGUCUGUGAAGAGUGACCAUUCAAAGGGUGAUGGACCAAACUUCAGUGAAAAAUUGUGUAUCAAGAGUGAAAAAUCUCACUCGCAUGUAUCCAGCUAUGUGUCUAUGAAGACUGACCAUUCAAAGGGUGAUGGACCAAACUUCAAUGAGGAAACACCAUCACCUUCCAAAAGUAAUAAAGGACAGAAGACCACAGUAGAUAUCGGUGCAGAAAUUACACGAUGGAACUCUCUAAAAAAACAGAAAAAAUUGCAGAGUGAUGAGGAACUGGCAAAUUUUCUUCUCAACAGGAUUCAGUUUGAAAAAUCUGACUCAAACUACAAGAAUUACCGGAAUCGCAAGAAUUUCAGAGAAAAUCUGUUCUGGAUCUUCAAGGAUAUUGAGAACAAAAUAAUUGUAUUUCUCAAGAAUGAGCUGGAAAAGUUUAAGAAAAUAUUAAAUAGAGAGAAUACACAGUACUUUGUGCAGGACUUUACAGAGGAAAUACGUGAUAUCAAAGAAGCAACUCUUGAUAUGACACUCUUCUUCCUGAGAGAUAUAGAGCAAGUUGAGGCUGCAAAUGCCCUACAAGAUGAACUGGUCCUCAUUCAUCAGCGACCACUAAAAUCAAACCUGAAGAAGAAGCAUGAAUCGGUAUCUGAAGGAAUUGCGAAGCAUGGUGACUCCAAGCUUUUGAAUAAAAUCUACACAGGUCUUUACAUGACACUGGGUGUUAGUAAACAAGUCAAUACAAAACAUGAAGUAAUACAUGUUCAGAAUGCUGACAGGCGUCAUGAAUCAGAAGAGAUUCCAGUUGAAUGCAAAAAUUUGUUUGAAGCACCUGAACAAGAGAAGCAGAUCAGAACUGUAAUGACAAAAGGAGUUGCUGGCAUCGGAAAAUCCAUCUCUGUGCAAAAGUUUAUUGUGGAUUGGGCUGACGGUAAAGAAAAUGAGGAUUUUACUUUCAUAUUUCCUCUUGCUUUUAGAGAAAUGAACUUAAAGGAGAAAGAAACCCAAAGCUUGACAGGUCUUAUACGUCAGUUUUUCCCAGAGAUAAAAGGUCUGAACCUUUCAAGAAGUGAUAAAUUUACAUUACUGUUCAUCCUUGAUGGUUUGGAUGAAUGUCGUCUUCCUCUGAACUUUGAGAGUAAUGAGACUUGCCGUGAUGUAUCUUUACCAGUCUCACUGGAUGUUCUCCUCACAAACCUCAUCAAGGGAAAUCUGCUUCCUUCUGCAAAGAUCUGGAUCACCACCAGACCAGCAGCUGCCAUUAAAAUUCCUCCCGAUUGUAUUGACCGCGUCACUGAAGUACAAGGUUUUAAUGAUGCACAAAAAGUGGAGUACUUCAGAAAAAGAUUCACAGAUGUGGAUCUGGCCAACAAAAUUAUUGAUAAUGUUAAACAAUCAAAGAGUCUUUUUAUCAUGUGCUACAUCCCAGUCUUCUGCUGGAUUUCAGCCACUGUUCUCCAGAACAUUUUGGAGGAGAAAAUAAAUGAUCUCAAAAACAAUCAAACUAAUGACGCAUCCAAAACACAGCAGGAAUCAAACAUUGAAGACACUCCCAAGACUCUGACACAAAUGUACACACAUUUUUUUCGCUUUCAGAUCCUGCAGAGUAGACGAAAGUAUGAAGGAAAAUAUACACCAGAUGUUUCUUGGGAUAAAAAUGCCAUGCUUUCUCUGGGUAAACUGGCAUUUCAUCAGUUGCAAAGAAAUAAUCUGCUCUUUUAUGACAAAGAUCUGGAAGACUGUGGUAUUGAUGCAGAUAAGGCAUCGGUGUACUCAGGGAUGUGUAAUCAGAUCUUUAAGGAGGAAAGAGGAAUAAUUCUUGGUACCACUUUCUGCUUCGUUCACUUGAGCAUUCAAGAGUUUGUUGCAGCCCUUUAUGCACAUCUGUUUCUAGACAUCAACGAGAAAAGUGUGUUUGUUUGUGAGUCUACAGAACAAGAAAACAGAAAUAAAACCAUGAUUGAUUUGCUCAAGACUGCAGUGGACAAAGCACUCGAGAGUGAAACUGGUCACCUGGACCUUUUCCUUCGCUUCCUUCUUGGUUUAUCACUCCAGAUCAAUCGUCCACUCUUACAAGGUCUGUUAAAAAAAAAAGAUGACAAUGACCAGAGCGAAAAGGAAAUAGUUCAGUACAUCAAGCAGAAACUAGAGGAUAAUCUAUCUCCAGAGAGAUCCAUCAAUUUGUUCUACUGUCUGAAUGAACUAAAUGAUCAAACUCUGGUGAAAGAGAUUCAGACUCAACUUAGAGAAGGAAGUCUUUCAUCUGCUGAUCUUUCACCUGCACAAUGGUCUGCUGUGGCCUUUGUUUUGUUAACAUCAGAGGAAGAGAUGGAGGAGUUUGAGCUUCAGAAUUUCAAGAAAUCAGACGAGUGUCUCUUUAGGCUAUUAGAAGUUUUAAAAAACUCCAAAAGAGCUCUGCUAAAUGAUUGUGGCUUAACAGAUAAGAGCUGUUCAAAUUUGGCUAAAGCUCUUGGAUCAGAUAACAAACUGAUAGAGCUGAAUAUGAGCAAUAAUAAUCUUGAGGAUUCAGGAGUAAAGCAGCUUUGCACUGGACUGGAGAAUAGUACAAGCAAAUUAGAGAGACUGAUGCUUAGUAAGUGUGCACUAACAGAGAGCUGUUCAGAUCUGGCUUCAGUUCUCAGCUCAGACUCCAACAGUCUGAAGGAACUAGAUUUGAGCAAUAAUGAAAUACAAGAUUUAGGAGUAAAGCGUCUCUCUAAUGGACUGGAAGAUAAAUGUAAACUGGAGAAACUCCGACUUUCAGACUGCAGCAUCACUGAAGAAGGUUAUAAAGCUCUGGCUUCAGCUCUGAGAUCAAACCCUUCACACCUGAUAGAGCUGGAUCUCAGAGGAAAUGAUCCUGGACAAUCAGGAGUGAAGGAGCUCCUUGAUUCUCUAAAGUAUCCAGAGUGUGAACUAAAACUAAGAGGAAAUGAUCCUGGACAAUCAGGAAUGAAGCAGCUCGGUGAUAAACUACAAGAUCCAAACUGUCAAUUGAAUCUGAGGUUUUUGGGUCGUGAAGCAGAGGAAGCCUGUCAAUAUGUGACUGGAGUUGUGAAGGAAAACCCAUUACUUCUAAGAGAACUAAAUCUGGGUGAACAUAAACUAGACUUGAAGCGGCUCGCUCCUCUACUGCAGGAUAAACACUGUAAACUCAGCAGACUGGUUCUAAAUAACAGCUUUAUCACACAAGAAGAUUGUCGUGUUCUGGUUGAAGCUUUAAAUUCAAACCCUUCAAACCUGAUAGAGCUGGAUAUGAGUGGGACGAAACUCAGAGACUCAGGAAUGAAGAUUUUCUCAACUCUGUUCAAGAAUGAAAAGUGUAGAGUCGAAAAGCUUAAGUUUAAUUGUAUAUCUAUUACAGCAGACGGAUGUUCUGCUCUAGCUGCAGAGUUGAAUUCAAACCCCACAAACCUGAUAGAGCUGGAUUUGAGUAAGAAUCAACUAAGAGAUGCUGGAGUAACAGAAAUCUCUACUCUUCUGGGAAAUUCACAAUGCACACUAAAGAUACUCAGUCUUUCAGACUGCAGUAUCACUGAAGAAGGUUAUAAAGCUCUGUCUUCAGCUCUGAGAUCAAACCCUUCACACCUGAAAGAGCUGGAUCUCAGAGGAAAUGAUCCUGGACAAUCAGGAGUGAAGGAACUCCUUGAUUCUCUAAAGGAUCUAGAGUGUAAACUAAAACCAAGGUUUUUGGAUUCUGCUGCAGAAGAAGCCUGUCGGUAUGUGACUGCAAUUGUGAAUAAAAACCCAUUACUCGUCAGUGAGCUGAACCUGAGUGGAUGUAAACUAGGAGACACAAACAUGAAGCGACUCACUGCUCUACUGCAGGAUAAACACUGUAAACUUAACAAACUGAUCUUAAAUAAAAGCAGUAUUACAUCAGAAAGUUGUGAUGCAUUGGUCUCAGCAUUCGAAUCAAAUCCUUUAAACCUGACAGAGCUGGAUCUGAGUGGGAAUAAACUCAGAGACGCAGGAACAAAGAAGAUCUGCCCUCUGCUGAUGAAUAGACAAUGCAGACUGAAUAAACUUAAUCUUUCAGACUGCAGUAUCACUGAAGAAGGUUAUAAAGCUCUGUCUUCAGCUCUGAGAUCAAACCCUUCACACCUGAUAGAGCUGGAUCUCAGAGGAAAUGAUCCUGGACAAUCAGGAGUGAAGGAACUUCUUGAUUCCCUAAAGUUCCUAAAGUUUAGUUCCCCAGAGCGUGAACUAAAACUAAGGUUUUUGAAAAGUCCCGCUGCAGAGGAAGCAUGUGAGCAUUUCACUCAAGUUCUCGGUAACAGUCCAUUAUUACUGACAGAACUGGAUCUGAGUGAAGAUAAAUUACGAGAUCUGGAUGGGGAGAAACUCUCUGCUCUUUUGAUGGACUCUCAUAGCAAAGUGGAGAAAAUUAAGCUGAAUAAUUGUGAGCUGACAGAGAAAAGCUGUUCAGUUCUAGCUACUGUUCUCUCCUCCAAAACCAUCCUGAAAGAGCUGAACCUAAACAACAGUUAUCUUCUGGACUCAGGAGUCAAACAGAUCUGUGAGGGACUGAAGAACCCUGUGUGUGAGCUCAAGAUACUCAAGUUCAGUGGCUGUGCACUAACAGAAGAAAACUAUUCAGCACUUGUUUCAGUUCUUAAUUCAGUCUCCAGCAAACUAAAGGAACUUGACCUGAGCCACAGUAAUAUGCAGGACUCAGGAGUGAGGCUGCUCUCAGAUGGACUGAAAGAAAACUGUAAGCUUGAGAAACUAAGUCUUUCAGACUGCAGUAUCACAGAAGAUGGUUAUAAAGCUCUGUCUUCAGCUCUGAGAUCAAACCCUUCACACCUGAAAGAACUGGAUCUCAGAGGAAAUGAUCCUGGACAAUCAGGAGUGAAGGAACUCAUUGAUUUACAAGAUCAGAACUGUCAAUUAAAGCUGAGGUUUUUGGAUUCUGCUGCAGAUGAAGCCUGUCAGUACGUGACUAGAAUUGUGGGUAAAAACCCAUUACUCCUAAAAGAGCUGAAUCUGAGUGAAUGUGAACUAGGAGACACAGGAGUGAAUCAGAUCUCUGCUCUACUGCAGGAUAAACACUGUAAACUCAACACACUGAUGCUGAAUAAUAACAAUAUUUCCACAAAAGGUUUUGCUGCUCUGACUUCGGCAUUUAAUUUAAAUCCUUCAAACCUGACAGAGCUGGAUCUGAGUGGAAAUAAAUUGGGAAACACAGAAAUUGGGAACAUUUGUCAACUGUUAAACAAACCACAAUUCAAAUUGGAGAAACUAAGGCUUUCAGACUGCAGCAUCACUGGAAAAGAUUAUGAAACAUUGAUUUCAGCUCUGAGAUCAAACCCCAAUCUGAUAGAGCUGAAUCUCACAGGAAAUGAUCCUGGAAAAUCAGGAGUGAAACUGAUCCUAGAUUUACUGGAGAAUACGCAGUAUAAAUUAAAGAACAUUAGAUUUUUGAAAAGUCGUGCUGCAGAGGAGGCAUGCGAUUAUCUCACUAAAGUUCUGGAUAUAAAUCCAUUAUUACUUCAAGAACUGGAUCUGAGCAAAAUUGAAUUAGAAGAUCUUGGUGGGAAGAAACUUUCUGCUCUUUUGAUGGACUCUCACAGCAAAGUGGAAAAAAUAAAGCUGAAUGAUUGUAAGCAGAUAGAAAAAAGCUGUUCAGUUCUAGCUGACGUUCUUUCCUCCAAAACCAUCCUGAAAGAGCUGAACCUGAACAACAGUCCUCUGCUGGACUCGGGAGUCAAACAGAUCUGUGAGGGACUGAAGAAAUCGAAGCUGAAAAUACUAAAGCUUUCAAACUGCUCUGUAACAGAAGGUGGUUAUAAAGCUCUGGCUUCAGAUCUGAAGGAAACCAGUUCACUAGCAGAGCUAGAUCUCACAGGAAAUGAUCCUGGUCAAUCAGGAGUGAAGGAGCUCAGUGAUUUACAAGGAUGGUUUGGAAGUCGAUGGUAUUCACUGAAAACUCUGAAGUUAUUGGGUCCUGCAGCAGAGGAAGCCCGUCAGUAUGUGAAGAAACUUGUGGAUAAAGACCCGUUACUCCUGAAAGAGUUAAAUCUGACUGGACAUAGACUAGGAGACACACGAAUGAAUCAGAUCUCUGCUCUACUGCAGGAUAAACACUGUAAAUUAGACACAAUUCAUCUGCGUAAGUGUGGUCUAACAGAGGAAAGCUGUUCAGCUCUCGCUACAGUCCUGAGAUCAAACUCCAGUCUGAAAGAGCUUGACAUGAGCAACAAUAAUCUGCAGGAUUCAGGAGUGAAGAAACUCCAGAAAGGAUUAGAAGAUACAAACUGCACACUGGAAAAACUUGGACUUUCAGACUGUGGUAUAACAGAAGAAGGUUAUAAAGCUCUGUCUUCAGCUCUGAGAUCAAACCCUUCACACCUGAAAGAGCUGGAUCUCAGAGGAAAUGAUCCUGGACAAUCAGGAGUGAAGGAGCUCAGUGAUUUACUACAAGAUCAGAAAUAUUCACUGAAGACACUGAGGUUUUUGAGUCCUGCUGCAGAAAGUGCAUGUCAAUAUUUGACUAAUCUUCUGAACACAAACCCAUUACCCUUGAGAGAGCUGAAUCUCAGUGAGCGUAAACUAAAAAACUCAAAUGUGAAACAGAUCGCUGAUCUACUGCAGGAUAAACAUUAUAAACUCAACACACUGAUGCUGAAUAAUAACAGUAUUACAGAAGAAGGUUGUGCUGCUCUGACUUCAGCAUUUAAAUCAAAUCCUUCAAACCUGGAAGAGCUGGAUCUGAGUGGAAAUAAACUAAGAGACUCAGGAAUUGAGAAGAUCUGUCCUCUGCUGUCCAAUAUACAAUGCAAAUUGAAUAAAUUGAGGUUAAAAGGCUGUGAUAUGAAACAUCAAGGUUGUACUGCUGUGACUUCAGCUCUGAAAUCAAACCCAUCACACCUGAGAGAGUUAGACUUGAGCGGAAAUAAACUCGGAGAAUCUGGAGUGAAAAACCUUAGUGAUCUACUGAGGAACGAUCGAUUCAAGCUGGAGAAACUACAUCUAUGUGGAUGCAGUAUUACAGAGAAACAGUGUCUCAUCCUGACUUCAGCUCUGAAAUCAAACCCAUCACACCUGAGAGAGCUGGACCUCAGUGAGAAUGAAAUAAAAAACAAAGGAGUGAAUGACUUAUGUGACAUACUGAAGCAUUCACACUGUAAACUGGAGAGAUUGAGUCUGCAUGGCUGUGGAAUUACAGAUGUUUCUUUAUUAACGAAGUCUUUGACAAACACACAAGCACUGCAGUUACUAAAAAGCUAUCUGAGUAAUAACACAAUAGGAGAGUCAAAAGAGCAGCUCAGUAAAGUACUACAAGGCUUAAACUGUGAAGUGAGCUUGGAGAAGGGAAAGUGGUUUAGCUUUAAAGCCGGCGUUAAAAGUAUAGUCAAUACUAUUAGUAUUUCUGGUGGAUCAAAAGCAGGGAAAGCAGAUCAAUCAGCUGGACUGGAUGAGUCACCCUCAGGUGGAGCAGAGAGAAGAGAAGAGUCUAGUAAGAAUGGAAAGGGGUCGAAUACACACGAGUCUGGGAGUGCAGUAUGAGGCCUGAAAACAUGAUGUUGGGUUUAAAUUGAUAGCUAAGCAUAAUUCUGAUGAUUACACAAUUUAACUCUAACAUGUAUCAUCUGAACUAAAAGUGAAAGUCAAAAGUGUGAAUUUUAAAUUGUGGUCUAUGUGCAAAAAAGUGAAUCUGUAUUAUCAGUUUGUCCUUUUUUUAUAUUUUUUAAUAUUUUUUUAACAUUCAUUAAUUGUUUAUACAUCAUAUAUGCAUUAUGCAUACACGUUUACAUCAUGCUUUUUUUGCGUCAUUCUUACAUUUGUGUUACAUAUUAUAUACACAGGUCUUUUUUUUAUUUGCAUUUAAGUUUAAGUCUGUUUUAAUGCACGCAUACUGCAGUGGAAAUCCUAUUGUAUUUGGUAAAUUUCCAGAGUGCUUAUUGCUAUUUUUUUAAUAUCUGAAGCAGACAAGGAACACGUAACAGAUUCCUCUGCUAGUGUCAUCCCCCUGGCCCCAGAGACCUCAGCUCUUUAUAUGUUGUGCAGCCCAAAACUGCUUUUUGAACUCAGUUCAGUUGUAUUUUUGAUCACCACCACCAUUAUCAAAAGCCAGAGAACUUGGAAAAGAAAUCUACUUAAGAACAAGUCACUUUGGGACAGGAAAGAUUAGAUGAGACAUUGCUUACAACAGCUGGAUAAAUUUAUUUAAGCAUGGAUAUAAGGCUGGAUGCCAUGGGCGUGCAAUUUUAAUUCCCUGCAAAACAAAGAAAUGUUGCUUCAUUAGAUGAUAGUUGGACUUGUUGCCCUCAUAACAUAAAUGCAUAACAUGUAGAUUAUCUGUCGUAGUACUUUCGGGCAGGAUGUUGGGUAUUUACAGUAGACAUAGUCCAGAAACAGGGACAGUGAUGUAGUGUUUAGAGAAAUACACUCUCCAGUCCAGUAGGGGGCAUUCUAAUCUGCUGACUUAUCAUCAGUGUUAGAAACGGAUGUGCUGCUUUUUUUGCAAGCAGCGGCGGACCUUUUUGUGUAUGAUUCUGCCUUGUUUACUGUUUUUGAUUCCUUGGAUUACCCCUUUUGCUCUGUCUGCCUGGUUUGGAUUGUACUUCUAGUUUUGACCCACUGUCUGUUUAUCAACUUUGCCUUUUGGGAAAAAAAAAAAAAAAAAAACCUGCCAAGUCUUGUAAUGCUCAGAUUAAUUUUAUUUCAUUUAAAAAAUAAUAAAAAUAAAACAUGGUAUGAAGUUA
Molecule: messenger RNA, 9584 nt
Organism: Puntigrus tetrazona (Sumatra barb)
Lineage: Eukaryota; Metazoa; Chordata; Actinopteri; Cypriniformes; Cyprinidae
Molecular function (GO): protein binding
Source: RefSeq, a predicted model, not a curated record